Trichoderma asperellum CBS 433.97 is the source of this 1818-nucleotide messenger RNA. RefSeq lists its product as uncharacterized. Gene Ontology annotation, molecular function: DNA-binding transcription factor activity, RNA polymerase II-specific; zinc ion binding. The record is from RefSeq and is a predicted model, not a curated record. Lineage: Eukaryota; Fungi; Ascomycota; Sordariomycetes; Hypocreales; Hypocreaceae. Gene Ontology annotation, biological process: regulation of DNA-templated transcription.
AUGUCCUCCCUAAAGCAUCUACUGUCGUCCAAGGUGCGGUCGCAGUCUGGUUGCUACACCUGCCGGCUGCGCCGCAAGAAGUGCGAUGAGCGCAAGCCGAUUUGCUCUGGCUGCGAUGCCCUGGAGAUCACCUGUCAUUUCGGAGAGAAGCCCGACUGGAUGGACGGCGGCGUCAAGCAGAAGGAGAUGACCGAGUUCGUCAAGUCGCAGGUCAAGAAGCAGGCCAGUCAGCGGCGCGAUCGCAAGUAUCUGGAGAUGCUGGAGACGGGCACUCGGCAGGUCAGCAUCACCGACGGUGCGGAUGAUGGAGCAGCAGCAGCAGCAGGGAAAACCGGCGGCGACUCAGAGCGCGGCUAUACAAGCACGUCGGCGCCGUCGUCCAAGGAGUCGCCCAACAGCCAUGGAUCCGGCAGCACGGCCGCUACUUCUCCGCCAGAAGUCCCCUGGCACUCGCAGUCCUUCUUCGUGGGGUCGGAUGAGAAUAGCCUUAGCCGGUUUGACCGGUCAGCAGACAUUCACUUCGCCUGCAUGUAUCUGGAUUACGUUUUCCCGCAUCUAUUCCCCCAUUACCGGCCUCACAUCCUCGUGGGCGGCCGCGGGUGGAUUUUGGACGUGCUGCAGUCGACCAACAAAUCGCUAUACCAUAUCACCGUGUCAAUCGCAUCAUACUACUUCGCACUGAUCUUGAAUAACGGCGAACCGGAGCACGGGGAAUGCUUGAGACAGAUGAAUUCAAACCUGCAGAACCAGAUGGAGCUGGGCCUGCGAGAGCUGCAAAAGGAGGUCAGCUCGCUCCACAGCCGCAAGCUGGACGCGAAAGAGGGCCUGGUCGUCAUGGAGAGCAUCAUCCAGCUGCUCAUCUUCGAGGUCGCCACGGGCAAUCGCGAAAACUGGAAGCUGCAUCUCGAUGCCGCCAUUGCGCUGUUCCGGCAGGUCCUCCCAAGCCCAGAUGGCUGGGAAGCAUUGCUAAACGGCCUCAUAAAUGUGCACUGGCCACCGGCAGAAAUGUGCAUGAAGCGGCCAUGGAGCACCAGCCAGGCCGCCUGUAGAUUCUUCACGGCCAAUCUGCUCUACAUUGAUGUGCUGUCGAGCGUGUCGCUUGGAUGCCCGCCUCGGCUAUACAACUAUCAGAACUUCAUUAUACCCUCAUGUGCCACCACAGAAUGGAGCCCUUGCACCCUGGGAGAAGGUACUCUUCGCAUGGAAGAGUUUCGUGGACUGCACAACUGGGUCAUCCAGGUCAUUGGCGACAUCGCGUCACUGCACUCGUGGAAAAAGGCACAAAGCCAGGCUGGCUCGUUGUCCGUCAAUGAGCUCUUGUCACGAGGCCAGAUCCUGGGCGAAGCAAUCAAGGGGGGCAUCUUGGCCAUUCAAACAACAUGCCCAACGGCCGAUUCGCAAGUCACCGUCAUCUCGGUACCGGUCCUAGGUGAGCAGCCUUCGUACGCUAUACACAACAUCAUCUGGCUGCACGCGGCCUUGAUUUAUUUGAACACGGUGACCUCGGGCUGGCAGCCCGCGUGCCCAGAAAUCAGCACGGUCGUGUCUACUACAACAGAACUGUUGUACAAUCUCCCAAGGGGAACCUGCUUGGGGGCUGUGGCCUGGCCUCUGUGUGUUGCCGGCUGCUUAGCACCUCCGGAAGAUGAAUUCAAAUACAAGAGUCUGGUGGCUCGACUCGGCGGGCUGCAGUUGUUUGGAACGCUUAGGGAAGCCAUGAACAUCAUGGAGCAAGUUUGGGCAAUGCGACCUCUGGACGAGAGCUGGGAUGUUGCCCAGUGCAUGAACAUUCUGGGCCACGGAGUUGUGUUGCUAUGA